AUGGAGUCCCCGAGCAGUCCACUGACCACACACGUGCUGGACACUGCCUCAGGGCUGCCAGCCCGGGGCCUCUGCCUCCGUCUGUCCAGGCUGGAGGGCCACAGCCAGCAGUGGAUGGAGCUGAAAAAAAGCUAUACUGAUGCAGACGGCCGCUGCCCUGGACUCCUGGAGCCAGGCCAGAUGAAGGGGGGCACCUACAAGCUUUUCUUUGACACCGAGGGCUACUGGAAGAAAAGGGGGCAGGAGAGCUUCUACCCCUACGUGGAGGUGGUCUUCACUGUCACCAAUGAGACGCAGAGGUUCCACGUGCCCCUGCUCCUGAGUCCAUGGUCCUACACCACCUACCGUGGGAGCUAG
Molecule: messenger RNA, 357 nt
Organism: Orycteropus afer afer
Lineage: Eukaryota; Metazoa; Chordata; Mammalia; Tubulidentata; Orycteropodidae
Product: 5-hydroxyisourate hydrolase-like
Exons: 3
Coding region: 1-357 (118 amino acids)
Biological process (GO): purine nucleobase metabolic process
Molecular function (GO): hydroxyisourate hydrolase activity
Source: RefSeq, a predicted model, not a curated record